Microthlaspi erraticum is the source of this 1758-nucleotide messenger RNA. The record is from the annotation of a GenBank genome assembly. Lineage: Eukaryota; Viridiplantae; Streptophyta; Magnoliopsida; Brassicales; Brassicaceae.
AUGGGAAACACAUGCGUGGGACCGAAUCUGAACCCUAAUGGAUUCCUUCAAUCCGUUAGUGCCGCCGUGUGGCGGACUCAGAAACCAGACGACAGCGUUAAAAGCAGCAAAGACGAGAGCAGCCGUAAGAAGAGCGUCCAUGGAGAUGAAACCAAUCAAAAUCCACCGGACGCUGCUGCUCCCUCCUCCGCCUCCGAUCCAUCUCCACAACCGGCUCCAACUCCGAGCACACCACCUCCUCCGGUGAAAAUGGCCAACGAAGAAGCACCAAGAAGCAUCCCAGACCCAGAGACCAACAAAAUCCCCGACCACGACGCGACGUCAAAGCCGAUGAAACGAAUGGCGAGCGCUGGUCUAUCAAUCGAAUCGGUGCUCGGAAGAAAAACAGAGAAUCUCAAAGAUAUCUACAGUGUGGGAAGAAAAUUAGGUCAAGGACAAUUCGGGACGACGUUCCUCUGCGUGGACAAGAAGACAGGAAAAGACUACGCUUGCAAAACCAUCGCAAAGAGGAAGCUAACGACGCCUGAAGACGUCGAAGACGUGAGGAGAGAGAUACAGAUUAUGCAUCAUUUGUCUGGACACCCGAACGUGAUCCAGAUCGUCGGUGCGUAUGAAGACGCAGUAGCUGUUCAUGUGGUGAUGGAUAUUUGUGCAGGUGGAGAGCUGUUUGAUAGGAUUAUACAGAGAGGACAUUACACGGAGAGGAAAGCAGCUGAGCUUGCGAGGACCAUCGUUGGUGUUAUUGAAACUUGUCAUUCUUUAGGUGUCAUGCACCGUGAUCUUAAGCCUGAGAAUUUCUUGUUUGUUAACGGAGAUGAAGAAGCUGCUCUCAAGACUAUUGAUUUUGGUCUCUCUGUCUUCUUUAAACCAGGAGAAACAUUCAGUGAUGUAGUUGGGAGUCCUUACUAUGUGGCUCCCGAGGUUUUAAGGAAGCAUUAUAGUCAUGAAUGUGAUGUUUGGAGUGCUGGUGUGAUUAUCUACAUCUUAUUAAGUGGUGUCCCUCCGUUUUGGGAUGAAACGGAGCAAGGCAUAUUUGAGCAGGUGUUGAAAGGCGACCUUGACUUUGUAUCGGAGCCAUGGCCUAGUGUAUCAGAAAGUGCAAAAGAUUUGGUUCGUCGGAUGCUGAUCAGAGACCCUAAAAAGCGAAUGACAGCUCAUGAAGUUCUCUGUCAUCCUUGGGCCAGAGUGGAUGGUGUUGCUCUUGAUAAACCUCUUGAUUCUGCUGUCCUAAGUCGUUUGAAACAGUUUUCAGCCAUGAACAAGCUCAAGAAAAUUGCUAUCAAGGUAAUAGCAGAAAGUUUGUCAGAGGAAGAGAUAGCAGGAUUAAAAGAAAUGUUCAAGAUGAUAGAUACAGACAAUAGUGGACACAUCACUCUGGAAGAACUCAAGAAGGGCUUGGACAGAGUUGGUGCUAACCUUAAAGAUUCAGAAAUAUUAGGAUUAAUGCAAGCAGCGGAUAUAGAUAAUAGUGGGACUAUAGACUACGGAGAGUUUAUAGCAGCGAUGGUGCAUUUAAACAAAAUAGAGAAAGAAGACCAUUUGUUCACAGCUUUCAAUUACUUUGAUAAAGAUGGAAGUGGUUAUAUAACUAAAGACGAGCUCCGGGAAGCUUGCAAGCAAUUUGGCUUAGCGGAUGUUCAUUUAGACGACAUUUUACGCGAAGUAGAUAAGGACAACGAUGGAAGAAUAGAUUACAGUGAGUUCGUGGAGAUGAUGCAAGACACUGGAUUUGGCAAAAUGGAUUUAAGGGUAAGUUGA